AUGCAGCAGCAGUUGCAACAGCAAAUGCAACAACAAAUGCAACAGCAGAUGCAGCAACAGAUGCAAAUGCAGAUGCAGCAGCAACAGGCGUUUUUGAAACAGCAGGAGCAGAUGUUUCGGGCGGCGAUGUCGGCUAUCAACAUUCAAGUGCCGACGAACCCUGAGCAAAUUCUCGAUUCGCUGGCGAGUAACAUCCGCAAAUUUCGGUACGAGCCGGAUCAAAACGUCACGUUUGUUGCAUGGUACGUACGUUAUCAGGAUUUAUUCGCCAAAGACGCCGUUCGCCUCGACGAUCAAGCCAAGGUGAGAUUGCUGCUACGGAAGUUGGGUCUUUCAGAGCACGAGAGGUACACCAGUUACAUCCUACCGAAAAGCCCCAACGAGGUGAAGUUCGACGACACGGUGAGUAAACUGAAAAGUUUGUUUGGUAUGCCAGAGUCUGUGAUUAGCAGACGGUACCGGUGCUUGCAAGUCACAAAGCAAGUCACUGAGGACUACAAAACGUUCACCUGCCGGGUGAACAAACUGUGUGUCGAAUUCGAACUUGGGAAGCUUUCGGAGGACCAGUUCAAAUGUCUCGUGUUCGUCUGCGAGCUGAAAGCGGAAAGCGAUGCGGAGGUCAGAACCAGGUUGCUGAGCAGAAUCGAGGAGCGGAAUGACAUCACGCUGGAGCAGAUGUAG
Messenger RNA from Ochlerotatus camptorhynchus, 681 nucleotides. RefSeq lists its product as uncharacterized. Bases 1 to 681 code for a protein of 226 amino acids. Lineage: Eukaryota; Metazoa; Arthropoda; Insecta; Diptera; Culicidae. The record is from RefSeq and is a predicted model, not a curated record. The transcript has a single exon.